CCGGCGGGAGCCGGGCUGGUCCCGCCCCGUCCGGCCCCGCAGCGCCCCGCACCGCCGGGGGCCGCGCCAUGUGCCGCCGCCCGCCGCGGGGACCGCGCCGCGCUCGCCGCCGCCGCUGAGCGUGCGAGGGGCGGGCGGGCGGCGCGGCCGGGGCGGCCCGUGCGGCGGAGUGAGCGCCAGCAGCGCGGCCGCGGGAAGAGCGCGUCCAUCCAUGGAGCACAACCACCUCCACCUCCACAACGGCUCCCUCCUGGCGCACCACCGCUAUGGCUGCGGCUUGGGAUACGCACCUGUCGUCUACUACAGCCUGCUGCUCUGCCUCGGGCUGCCGGCAAACAUCUUGACAGUCAUCAUCCUUUCCCAACUCGUGGCUCGCAGGCAGAAGUCCUCCUAUAACUACCUUCUAGCUCUAGCUGCUGCUGAUAUCCUGGUUCUCUUCUUCAUUGUCUUUGUUGACUUCCUCAUGGAAGACUUCAUCUUAAAUAAACAGAUGCCUCAGGUACUGGACAAAAUAAUUGAGGUCUUGGAAUUUUCUUCCAUUCACACCUCCAUUUGGAUUACGGUUCCACUAACGAUCGAUAGGUAUAUAGCUGUGUGCCAUCCGCUGAAGUAUCACACUGUUUCCUACCCUGCUCGUACUCGAAAAGUCAUUGUUAGUGUCUAUAUCACCUGCUUUUUAACCAGCAUCCCCUACUACUGGUGGCCCAAUAUUUGGAUUGAAGACUACAUAAGCACAUCAAUGCAUCAUGUCCUCAUCUGGACCCACUGUUUUACUGUGUACUUAGUGCCCUGCUCCAUCUUCUUCAUCCUGAAUUCUAUCAUUGUGUACAAGCUGCGACGAAAGAGCAAUUUCCGACUGCGAGGGUACUCCACGGGGAAAACAACAGCCAUUUUGUUUACUAUAACUUCUAUUUUUGCCAUACUUUGGGCACCAAGAAUAAUCAUGAUAUUGUAUCACCUCUACGUAUCACCCAUAAACAACAGCUGGGUGGUACAUAUUGUGUCAGACAUCGCCAAUAUGCUAGCGCUGCUGAACACUGCAAUUAAUUUCUUCCUCUACUGUUUUAUUAGCAAAAGAUUUCGCACAAUGGCAGCUGCCACACUGAAAGCCUUCUUUAAGUGUCAGAAGCAACCUGUGCAAUUCUAUACAAAUCAUAACUUUUCCAUAACAAGCAGCCCUUGGAUUUCCCCGGCCAACUCCCACUGCAUCAAAAUGCUGGUUUAUCAGUAUGAUAAGAAUGGAAAGCCUAUAAAAAUAUCACCAUGAAAAGGCAAUAGUUGGAGUUUCUGGGUGCAAGUUCUUUUCAAGUGGUUACAUCUUCAGGAUGUAAUUUGCUGAAAUGGCUGUUUUGAAGAGAGGUCAUUUGAUUUCAUUUCCCUGGGAGACCAAGGGCAGAUCAGACUGUGAGAAGGAAUGGAAGCACUUGAUUUUACGAGCAAAAGUGAGAAGGCAAACAUCUCUGUCUCUUACAUAGCAUUCUGAAUAUGCUUCAGAGUUCAAGUCUUAGCGUUCAGUCGCACUCAAACGUUUUGCAUCCCAGCACUAGUGCAGUCCAAAGUCAUCGGAGGGGGGAAGUGACAACAGUGUUUAAUUACAACCUUUUAAAACACAACAACAAAACCUUACUUGACCACACAGAUCAGUAUCAACAGAGCAAACAGAUGCUUUUAUGUACUGUGGAAGGUGCCAUUUCUGGUGUGUGCACUUGCCAAAAAUGACGCGUUGUUUCUGACAUGCAGUCCCACCACACACAGUCUUGCUGUCAAGACCCCAUUGCAGGAGGCAGCCUGCAAGACACAAACUGUGAAAGCCCUUUUUGGCUCAUUUGAACAAGGCUCA
This is a messenger RNA of Columba livia (rock pigeon), 1840 nucleotides long. It is a transcript of the gene GPR139, whose product is annotated as G protein-coupled receptor 139. The record is from RefSeq and is a predicted model, not a curated record. Gene Ontology annotation, biological process: phospholipase C-activating G protein-coupled receptor signaling pathway. Gene Ontology annotation, molecular function: neuropeptide receptor activity. Gene Ontology annotation, cellular component: plasma membrane. Bases 212 to 1267 code for a protein of 351 amino acids. Lineage: Eukaryota; Metazoa; Chordata; Aves; Columbiformes; Columbidae. The transcript is spliced from 2 exons.